UCUAUGCGCGCAGAGACGAGACGAGCAACGUCCAGCAGCACCUGAAAAUCCAACCUUUUUUUUUUUAAAUUAAUUAUAAAAAACAGCGGUGCUAUUCUUCUUCUCAAAUUCCUUUCAUUGUUUUAAAUAUCGCACGAAGAGUGGCGAGACUCCCUGUGUCCUCACAACCACCGCGCGCUGUUUCGCAGUCAGAGAGGACUUGUCUGCUUGGAGUCACUUCUCGUUCCUCCUCGGACCGUUUUGUAAGCAUGCGAUGUGCCGCGACAGAUAGAGCAGAACGACAAUGAAGAGGUUAACCACACCUUUGAGAGCGGACAUCUCUCCAGUAGCCUCUUGACCAACUUUGUUGCGCAUUAAGAUGCGCCCCACAGAAGAGGAGUUGGAUGAGGAACUUUUUGCGUGAGUUUUUGCUACCUUCAGAAAACAGGUACCUCCUAUGUAUUUAAGAAAUAAUCCAACUCGCUGUUGGCUGAGCUCGUCGCUAAUUUAAAUUUUGCUGGGGAAACUUGAGGAUUUGCUGCGUUCAACAUGACGGUUCGUCUAUCACGGAUCCAACUGGCCCUGUUCUUUAUCUUGCUCUGUCCGGUCAAUAUCAUCGGACUCUGGUGGGCGGUGGGCAGUCCGCUGGUGAUGGACCCCAACAGCAUUUGCAGAAAGGCGAAGCGUCUGGCAGGGAAGCAGGCUGAGCUGUGCCAGACUCAGCCAGAGAUCGUCAGUGAGGUGGCCAAAGGAGCCAGGCUGGGCGUCAGGGAGUGCCAGUACCAGUUCAGGUACCGCCGGUGGAACUGCACUAGCCACAACAAGUACUUUGGCAAAAUACUGCAGCAAGAUAUCAGGGAGACAGCGUUUGUUUAUGCCAUCACGGCGGCCGGUGUGACCCACGCCGUGACCCAGGCCUGCAGUAUGGGAGACCUCCUGCUGUGUGGCUGUGAGGCGACCAGGAACAGAGCACCUCCAAGGCCGUCCUCAUCCUCGCCCACUGGAGACGGAGUCAAGUGGGAGUGGGGGGGCUGCGGAGAUGAUGUGGAGUUUGGUUAUGAAAAGUCGAAACAGUUUAUGGAUGCCAAGAGAAGAAGGGGCAAGAGUGACAUCAGGACGCUCAUUGACCUGCACAACAACGAGGCUGGGCGGCUGGCGGUGAAGCUCUACAUGCGGACAGAGUGCAAGUGCCACGGUCUGUCGGGGUCGUGCACCUUGCGCACGUGCUGGAAAAAGAUGCCUCAUUUCCGUGAGGUGGGCGACCGCCUGCUGGAGCGCUUCAACGGUGCUUCCAAGGUGAUGGGUGGCAACGAUGGCAAGACCCUGAUCCCUGUCGGCCAGAACAUUAAGCCACCAGACAAGCAGGAUCUGAUCUACUCUGAUGAGUCACCCGAUUUCUGCCUUGCAAAUCGGAAAACUGGCUCGCUCGGGACAAGGGGGCGCAUGUGCAACAGCACAGCCAUGGACAUCAGCGGCUGCGACCUGCUGUGCUGCGAGCGCGGCUACUGGGAGGAAUCAGUGGUGUUGGAGGAGAACUGUCUGUGUCGUUUCCACUGGUGUUGUGUGGUCCAGUGCAAGAAAUGCUUGGUCCGAAAAGAGCUUAGUCUCUGUCACUGAUGAACUGAGGUUGACAGCAGUCAAUAUGACUUGGUUACUUCUGUUACAUUUGGAGGUUUUUGCUUUAGUUUGGCUGGUGUGAAAGAAGGAAAAGAUGUGGAUUUUCAUGGUGAUCCUUUUGUUUUUGCACCAGUCACAUUCAGAUAGUAUUUUAUCAUAGUUCUGGCUUCUUGAUUCCCAGGAAUGUGGAUUUGAAUGCAACCACAUGGAAACAAAAGCAGGGGGACUAAAGGAAGUCAAAUAGAGAAUAUGUUUGUUUCUGAGCUACCUAUUUUUCUUUUUCUUGUUUUUGAAAAAGGACCAAAGAAUGUCAAAAUAUGUAUUUUUUCUGAAAUGAAAGAGGAGGUUCCUUGGUGUCAAUUCCACCACCAGUUAAACAACACUGCUUGUUGUUAGCUGUCAGUUAAAAACAAAGAGUUUCAGACUUCACCUUGUGCUGAUGCACUGAUUUGGUUAUGGAAUGACUGUAGGUAGAAAGCAUGCCAACAGUUGCAUCCUUCAUUGGAGUAAUCCAUUCUUUACACUUUUACUCUUUUCUUUUGGGUUUCAGAAAAAACACCACCCUGCACACUCUUUAUAUGCAGAGCCACACUCCUACUACAGCCCCAUGCACAUCAUUUCAGCAUGUGGAGAAACCCUCUAGGCUUGACAGACCUGCCAUUCUCGGUUACGGCUGCUGAGCUAUGAUUGGACAAUUGCUAAUGUGGGAGAGGUUUAGCAAACCAUCAAUUGUAUAAAUGGCUGCUAAUCUAUGAGGGCCAUACUGACUAUCAUGAACCUUUUUGAGUCUCUGACGAUUCUUUAUUGUGUUAUCCGUUAUUUUACGUCUGUCAGAUCUACAGGAUCAUAGAAAGAUUAAGCCCCGAUAUUCCUAAUUAGGCAUGAGCAAUAAACAGAGAAUCUUUAUAUUUUACCACAAAUCUUAAAAAUGUUGUUAUAAAUGUCUCUCAGUUACAUUAACUGUAGCUUUAAGUAAAUAUCAAACAUCAAAUACAAACAAUGCGGAUCUCGAUUUAUUUUUUCUACUACUGCAACAAAAAUAAACUAAAAAGGGAAACGGUAUCACAUUAUCAUAUUUGAAGAAUGCUGUCAACACCAUGUUUUGCAGGUGUGGACUUGGCCUGCCAGCAAAGACUGUUAUUUAUAUAAAGAUAUGAUGACAAGACUACUCACUUCCAUCUCUCUCAGAAGCACUUUGGAUACGAUGGCUGCCAUGGACUUCCUCAAUAGGUUGGCAAUAAAACCUUUUGCGGUUGUCUGUUUCUGUUAAACCAAAAAAGAGAAACCUUUAUUCACAUUUCAUUGUUUGUUAUCGAGAAACUGUAUAUAAUGUAUUUUGUUUAUCUGUUAUGAUAUACAGGGCUAAUGUAAUAAUGCACUUUGGAUGUUAGCUUUUGUUUGAUACUGUAUAUGCAGUGUGUGUGUGUGUGUGUGUGCGUGUGUUUGAGAGAAAGUGUUGAGUAUGUGUUUGUGCAGGUUGGCCAGUUAUCACCGUAUCCUUCAGUUGACAGUACCUUUUAUAGGCCUAUAUCUCCAAUCAAGUUGCUGUCUGACAUUAAACUGCAUUAUGUUGGUUAUUAAAAGCACACUGCUCUUUGACUCUCUGCCUCUGUGUGAGGCAGACAAGAUGUUAUAUUUGCUCAUAUUCAGAGGAAGUAUGUUUCCCAUAAACCUGUCGUCUCAUUUACACUCACAUUUUAUUACCAGACAAUGUAGAGUAAGUAUACUGAACUAUAAUAAUACAUUGCCUCCACUUGUUCUGAUAAGGCUGUUGUCCCUGCUGUUGUCUCUGCUGUGGUCUCUGAGUGUUUAGGUUCAGAAUCAGCCUGUUUUGAUUUUACAGUUGGUGAUGUUUAUGUUUCUGGAAGCUAUCAUUGUUCAGAUCUGGCUGUUACAUACUAACACAGUUACUUUCAAAGUAAAAAAAAAACACUAGUAUACAGUACAUUUUAAGUCAAAGUGGAUAUUCGCUGUUAGUCUUACAUUUAAGAGACGAUAGUCGGAUUGUUUUUGGAGUAUUCAUCAAAAGCCUUUUCGGCCCCACAUAUUUAGCAAGACUGCGUUCUUGUCAUUUCAAUGACCCAAUGCAACAUAUGGAUCAUUAUUACGAUAAUCACUGUUGCAGCAAUGAAGCAACUGAGAGUAUUUUUAUGAAGAGCAUACAUAUAUUGAAUAUUAGAAUGAGAACAACAAAAAACAACUCUAACACUUUACAAAAGGGCCAGUAAAUAUCUUUACGUGGUAAUCAUGAUGACAUGCUUUUUAGUUAGUUAUUGUUUCCCAGUAACUUUGACUGUGUUAUUAUAAUGUGAGGAAUGAUGAGGUGAUGGCAACAUUAUAUGAUAUUUGUAUAACGUUUUGGGCUGACUUAAGUAGUGACAUUAACAGUGCUGUCUGAUAUUGUGAACUUCUCUAUCUGAUAAGACCAUUUAAUAUCUGCAUAUGUUAAAUUAAGCAAAAUCAAAGUACUUUUAGCAAAUACCUUAACUGGGUUUGGUGGGAAACAACAGUAUGUAGCAAAAGGAAGGAGCAUAUUAAAGCAUUUCUACCAGAAUGGAAACAAAAAAAACACCUCAGUGACAACUAAUGCAACCCAUCUUUGGCCAACUAAGUUGUGUGUCAGCAACUUACCAUCAUUUCGUUAUCUAUUCAAAGGCAUUUUGUUUGCUUCACAUUUUGUUAUGCUCUUCAUUUUUGUAUUCUUCAGAUAUCAUUUCAUAUCUAGAUGUUAUGUUGCAUUUUCAUUUAGCGUACAACCACUGUGUGUGACGCACAAU
This is a messenger RNA of Anarrhichthys ocellatus (wolf-eel), 4373 nucleotides long. It is a transcript of the gene wnt6b, whose product is annotated as wingless-type MMTV integration site family, member 6b. Gene Ontology annotation, molecular function: frizzled binding; cytokine activity. Lineage: Eukaryota; Metazoa; Chordata; Actinopteri; Perciformes; Anarhichadidae. The transcript has 4 exons. The record is from RefSeq and is a predicted model, not a curated record. Gene Ontology annotation, cellular component: extracellular region. Gene Ontology annotation, biological process: multicellular organism development; neuron differentiation; canonical Wnt signaling pathway. The coding region runs from base 529 to 1596 and encodes 355 amino acids.